UUUUGAAAUCAACAACAAUCUUCUCCAUCGUAAAAGACCUUGAACGCCACGACCUGUGAAGCAUCGUAUCGUCAUUGAACCCAACGCCAAACAUGGCUGAUGAACCCCGAAGAUCUGUCAGGGCGACGAAAGGACAGCACACGAAGAGUCUCGAUCUCCUUGACCAACCCUCUGAGCUAAAGAAGAAAACCACGAGGAAAUCCAAGAAGGCCGCCGAGAAGGAAGAAGAGGUCGAAGUCAUUCGCUGCGUUUGCGGUGCUAUCGAGACUGGUGAUAAUGACAACGAGCCUUGGAUUGCAUGCGAUAAAUGUGGCGUUUGGCAACAUAACGUCUGCGUUGGAGUCGGCGUCUACGAUGAGGAUAUACCCAAGGCGUACAUGUGCGAGCAGUGCGAUCCAGUAUUCCACAAACAACUUCUUGAUGCCUUUCAACGAGGGGAGGACAUAUUGGGAGAGCGCCGGAGAGCAUACGAGAUCCAAAAGCUCCAGGAUGAGCAGGAGGAAGCACUCAAGAAGAAGGGCAAAAAGAAGGGCAAGAGAAAUAGUGAUCAGAAGUCUGAAGCCAGCCAUGGUACGAACGGCAAGGCCAACUCUCCUGUCGUGGCAGAUCUGAAGAAGGAAAAGAAAGAUACAAUUGCGAGAUCUGGAAGCACGAAGAGAAAGGUAAGAGAUGAUGAGGCUCAGGACUCUGGAAAGGAGCCCCAGUCAAAGGUGCGAAAAGUCUCAUCCCAGCCUGCGCAAGUUGCCUCUCCGCCCCGAACUCUGUCCGUCAAAAUCGUUGACCUCGAAUCCGGCCGGCAAGGAUCAGCAAAGCUCGUCCUCAAAAGCCUCACUCAUUCUAUCCCGAUCGCCAUCAAGGCAGGCGUUUUUGCCCUAAACAAGGACGACGAUAUUCAUGCCAAGGCAGAACGUCUCGCCGUCGAAGUCGAAGAUGCCGUUCACCACACCCAUACCGACAAGACUGCCUACAUUAAACAGUCUCGUGCCAUUGCCUUCAACCUCAAGCAAAAUCAAGAGCUGUCCAAUGGCCUCCUUACCCGGAGCUUGUCACCCCAUGCCCUCGCUUCCAUGACUUCUGACGACAUGGCCAGCAAGGAACUGAAGCGCGAGACCGCAGAGAUGAAGGCACGUUCGGACAAGCAGGCUAUCAUGGUAUCUGACGAUGGUCCCCGCAUUCGCCGAACGCAUAAGGGCGAUGAAGUGAUUGAGGAAGACAAUUUUGCAGUUCCAAACGACAGCACGAUGUCAACGUCCCGCAGACGAAGCAUGAUGGACCCAAAUGCUGAGAUGGCAGCUCGAUCUCGAGAGAAUUCGCCAGGUGAUCAAGUCGAGCUUCCAGAGAGCAUUGAUGACCAUCGAUCUCGGGACGAUAUUCGAGGCCACGCAGCUCCCAAAUCUUCUCUCAAUAUCGACACGAAGGCUCAACAGCCAGUUCGAAAGCCGUCAGGUUCCGCCGAUUUCGACAUCAACAAAGUCUUUUCAAGUGUCCAAUCUCCCCUCAACGCCCACCACGUUCGUCGACAGUCCACCAACAAUGCACCCCCCUCGCAGGGUCCUGGUGUCGAUCCUGAAAUCGACAAACUGCUUCAAGAUGACGAAGGAAACGAAUCGCCGCCAUACUCUCCUGCCGAAUACAGCUCUGAUCCAGAAAUUGUUUGGCGUGGAGCAGUCACCAUGGAUUCGAUUGCCAAGUUCCCGGCCGUCGCAAAGCUUAUCGGUGGUGCAGACAUCAGCCAGACUAUCCCCUGGAGCGAUAUCCUUCAAAAGGAUCUCAGAGUUGCGGGUCGUAUUGACCAGGAGAAGGCGAACGAGUAUCUUUGCAGCCUCCGAUACAGCCCUCCUACCGAUGUUGUUGUCGUCAAUGUCACUCCCACCGGUGAAGCCGCUGCCCAAGGCUUCUCGGAGCUCUACGAUUACUUCCAGAGCAAGAAUCGAUAUGGGGUUCUCACAAACAAGGGUGUUGGAAACAUUCGCGACACUUACCUCGUCCCGAUCCCCCCAAACCCUGGCAGUUUGCCUGAUUUCAUCAUCAAUUUAGAAGGCCACCGGGUACCAGAGCUACGAGCAGAACCCAUGAUUCUUGUUGCGCUCGUCAUUCGCCACGAAAACAACUCCAUUUCUCACCAAGGAUUUGAGGGCGCAACGGAGGCACAGUCACCCUCCAUGAUGGGCCAUCCACAACGACAAAUGUCCAUGUCUGGCCCCGCUCCUGCAAUGUCACCAAUUGCCCCGCAAGGUUCCUUCCAAGGUCCCCCUCCGCCAGUUGCCUCACAACCGCAAAUGACCCCCGAUGAGGCCCAACGUCGACAGCAGCAAGAGGAGCAGCGGGUGCGUGAUCAACAGGUUGGGGAAGUGAAUGCACGCCGCAUACUUGGUGAGUUUGUAGACGCGCCCACGGUUGCAUUUCUCAUGCCCCAGGCAUAUCAAAUGCGACCCGUUGAGUGGCAAGUUAUCAGAAGAAUUUUGGAGGAGGAUGAGAAGGCGAGAGGUGAUCUGCAGCACCUGAGCCAAGUUCUUGAGGUUCGAAUGGCGCAAGAGUCCCAAGGCCCGCCACAGCCUUAAAUGGUCUCGGAAUGCUGCCUUGUUUGUAGAGUUUGUUGGUAUUGGCUUUCUUUCUACUUCUGGAGCUUGACUUGGAGGUCAUUGGCUCGCAAUAUUUUCAUGGGGAUGUUUUGCGGCUUUACGAAUGAUACCAUUACGAGAUCAUGACCUCGCUGGAUAGUUGGGCUCAUCGGUUUCUCUUUUUUUCUUCUCGGAAUG
Molecule: messenger RNA, 2759 nt
Organism: Hyaloscypha bicolor E
Lineage: Eukaryota; Fungi; Ascomycota; Leotiomycetes; Helotiales; Hyaloscyphaceae
Product: SPOC-domain-containing protein
Exons: 3
Coding region: 93-2561 (822 amino acids)
Biological process (GO): DNA-templated transcription; transcription elongation by RNA polymerase I; regulation of mRNA 3'-end processing
Cellular component (GO): nucleus
Molecular function (GO): RNA polymerase II transcription regulatory region sequence-specific DNA binding
Source: RefSeq, a predicted model, not a curated record